Lecanosticta acicola is the source of this 1358-nucleotide messenger RNA. The record is from the annotation of a GenBank genome assembly. Lineage: Eukaryota; Fungi; Ascomycota; Dothideomycetes; Mycosphaerellales; Mycosphaerellaceae.
AUGGCAGACGUCGACGAGGACGCGAUGCCUCGGGGUCAGGGCACUUCGGAGGAUGUGGACCUUAGUGAUGAGACGCAGGAUUUCCGGUUCUUGGCUUCGAUAUCGUGAGUACAGACGUGACAUGCAUUAUUCCUAUUGACAAGCUGAUGUACUGAUUGCUUUCCUCGCUCGGUAGGAGAGAAAAUGCCGCCAUUCCCAAACGCGGCGAGAAAGAUUUCGAACCGCAUUCUACCGCUUUACAGUCCAAUACUCUAGCAGCAUCACGGCAGGCUAUGCACAAUGCGCUCUCUUUCCAGAGACAACAUGCGCCGAAAAGUCAUGUGGUUGCGACUUACCAUCCGGAGACGAAUAUGGCGUACGCCAUGAACCCGAAAGGACCCAUGUUUACCAAGAUGGGCCAUGUGAAAUCUGCCAAAGACGAUCCUUUGGGCGCUGAGGAUCGCGGCCAGAGGCUUUGGCUGCUGCCGGAAGAAGUUCUCUACCUGGUCGAGCGAGGCACUCUGGAUGUGCGAUGGCCUUCGGACGAGGAGGGCGAGAACGGGUUGCCGAUGAGUCUUCAGGGUGCCUAUGCGAUGUUCCUUGGCGAUCAGGGCGCGCAUGACGGAGCUCUCACCUUUGAGCGAUUCUCGGUCUACACCGGUUUGAAGCGCUCGGGUUACACUGUUAUGCGCGCGCCUAGUUGGGCCACCGCCGGACCGCCACUUGGGAAGGACUGCUAUCCGCCACCAAUAUCACAGCAGACGUGGAAAGCCGGUCUACUGAGCACAGCGUCAAUUUGGAAAAUGGUUCUCCCGUCACACGAACCGAAACUGGAUGACUCGCGACAGCGUCUGGGUCCCCUCGUCGAACCAGGGCUCUACCGCAACUACGAAUCAAUCUACCGCCGCCUCGCCCUCAUCAACUUCCACGACCCUACCUCUCGACAGCAAGACCCUACAACUGCAACCGAACCGCCCAUUACUGACCCAAACUUCCGCAUCACCUUCCACGUCUGGAAACCGGGAAAUACGACCUUUAAGAAAAGCGCGCCCGGCAUUCCCGAUUUUCGGAUCGCGGUGGUCAACGCACGCGAGACGUCCGCUCCGACACUACAACAACUCAGCGCACUGCUCGAGACAGCGCCAUGGGAUCCUCCCACGUCGGCAACUCACUUCAAUCAGGAAUUGAAACAUGGGUACAAGAAUGUCAUUCUCGCGAUUGUGGAUAACGGGGUCACGAGCUAUCUGCGUGUUUCCGAUGCUGCAUUUGGAAACGAGAAGGUCUUUGAGCGGAAAGCUGCUCAGAGAGGGGGAAAGCGGGGCGGGAGAGGUGGUGGUGGUGGGAGAGGCGGAGGUAGAGGCGGUAGGGGAGGUCGAUGA